Molecule: messenger RNA, 1971 nt
Organism: Arachis duranensis
Lineage: Eukaryota; Viridiplantae; Streptophyta; Magnoliopsida; Fabales; Fabaceae
Product: diacylglycerol O-acyltransferase 1A
Exons: 15
Coding region: 108-1667 (519 amino acids)
Biological process (GO): triglyceride biosynthetic process
Cellular component (GO): endoplasmic reticulum membrane; chloroplast envelope
Molecular function (GO): diacylglycerol O-acyltransferase activity
Source: RefSeq, a predicted model, not a curated record
AAUCGCAGUCUUUUGCAUCUGAAGAAUAAGUUGUUUUUCGCGCACCGUUUCGGCGAGUAUUGUAUUUCGCUGAAACAGUGAAGAAACAAAACGGUUAGUCCCUUCGGAUGGCGAUUUCCGAUGUGCAUGAGACUUCUGUCGCCGGCGACGGAGCCAACCACUCUUCGCUGCGGCGGAGGCACAGCCGCGUAGCUUCCAGCGGCGGCAACAUGUUCGACGAAGCUGAGGCUUCCGCUGAGGCUGUGAUGAUAGCUUCGUCGGGGUCCGACGAUUCGCUGAACGAGAAGAUAGGUGCCGCCAGGGAGGAGAAGGUGAAGGAGAGGCAGAAGCAGAAGGAGGAGGACCGGAAGCCGCCGGAUCAUGCUUCCCGAAAUGAGGUCCAAGACGGUGAACGAGCUGCCGCCGGAGAUAACUUCACUUACCGGGCUUCAGUUCCGGUUCACCGGAGAAUCAAGGACAGCCCGCUCAGUUCCCGCAACAUUUUCAAACAGAGCCAUGCAGGAUUGUUCAAUCUCUGUGUAGUAGUGCUUAUUGCGGUGAAUAGCAGACUUAUCAUUGAGAAUAUAAUGAAGUAUGGCUGGUUGAUAAAUUCUGGCUUUUGGUUUAGUUCAAAAUCGUUGAGAGAUUGGCCCCUCUUAAUGUGUUGUAUUAGUCUUAAUUUAUUUCCACUUGCUGCUUUUAUGGUGGAAAAGUUGGCACAGAAAAAGCGCAUUAGUGAACCGGUCAUUUUUCUACUUCAUACAAUCAUUAUGACAGGAGAAAUUUUGUUCCCAGUUCUAGUAAUUCUCAGCUGUGAUUCUACGUUUUUAUCAGGCCUCACAUUGAUGAUGGUUGCAUGCAUUAUAUGGUUAAAAUUGGUGUCAUAUGCACAUACAAGUCAUGAUCUGAGAUCACUUAGCUUGUCAAUUGAAAAGGGAGAAACAUUGCCCAAUAAUUUGAACAUGGAGCACCCUUACAGAGUGAGCUUCAGGAGUAUGGCAUACUUCAUGGUUGCUCCUACAUUAUGUUACCAGCCAAGCUAUCCUCGCACACCUUCCGUUCGUAAGGGCUGGGUGUUUCGUCAACUUAUCAAGUUGGUAAUAUUUACUGGACUUAUGGGAUUUAUAAUAGAACAAUAUAUGCAUCCUAUUGUCCAAAAUUCACAACAUCCUUUUAAGGGAAACCUUCUAUAUGGCUUCGAGAGAACUCUAAAGCUUUCUGUUCCCAAUGUAUAUGUGUGGCUUUGCAUGUUCUAUUGCUUCUUUCACCUUUGGUUAAAUAUACUUGCAGAACUUGUUCAGUUUGGUGAUCGUGAGUUCUACAAGGAUUGGUGGAAUGCUAAAACUGUUGAUGAGCCCGUGCACAAAUGGAUGGUUCGUCAUAUAUAUUUUCCAUGCAUUAGGCAUGGUAUGUCUAAGAAUGCUGCUGUAUUAAUUGCUUUCCUGAUUUCUGCCGUGUUCCAUGAGCUUUGCAUUGCUGUUCCCUGCCACAAGUUCAAGUUGUGGGCUUUUAUUGGAAUUAUGUUUCAGGUUCCUCUAUCCAUUGUCACUAACUUCCUACACGAGAAAUGCAAAAGCUCAAUGGUUGGAAACAUGGUGUUUUGGUUCACAUUUUGCAUUCUGGGUCAGCCUAUGUGCGUACUACUAUACUACCAUGACUGGAUGAACAGGCACAGGGAACAUAACUAAACUAGAGUUGCAUCUUUAGCCGUUCUUAGGAGUCAUCCUCCCCAUUUUUGGCGUAAAUUUGGUGUAGAUAUGUUCCUGGCUGUUUCAUGUGGGAAUUGUACCUUCACAGUAGUCCUAUGAGGUGUUCGUUCAUCUUGAUCUCUCUACUUGAAAUCUUGAAUAACUAUAUUGGGUAGUGAUAUCAAUAUGGAAGCAAUUUUGAAAGCUAGCACUAACAUCCCAAGUGCUAACGAACACUGUAUUCAGUAUGAAACUUAUGUUACUGCGACAAGAUGCUAAUUUCAACUGUGAUUUUCUUUAGGAA